Procambarus clarkii (red swamp crayfish) is the source of this 945-nucleotide messenger RNA. NCBI's taxonomy places the organism in Eukaryota, Metazoa, Arthropoda, Malacostraca, Decapoda, Cambaridae. The record is from RefSeq and is a predicted model, not a curated record.
AUGGCUGCCCACCAAGUCCUGGGGUUCGUCAGGCAGGCGGGGGGCAGAGUUGAGGGGGUGUCAAACGUCAGGCAUCAGGUCCUGGGCCACCACGAGACCACACAGACCCAUCAGGUCCCGAACCACCACGAGACCACACAGACCCACCAGGUCCCGGACCGCCACGAGACCACACAGACCCAUCAGGUCCUGGACUACCACGAGGCCACACAGACCCAUCAGGUCCUGGACUACCACGAGACCACACAGACCCACCAGGUCCCGGACCGCCACGAGACCACACAGACCCAUCAGGUCCUGGACUACCACGAGGCCACACAGACCCAUCAGGUCCUGGACCACCACGAGACCACACAGACCCAUCAGGUCCCGGACCACGACGAGACCACACAGACCCAUCAGGUCCUGCACCACCACGAGACCACACAGACCCAUCAGGUCCUGGACCACCACGAGACCACACAGACCCAUCAGGUCCCGGACCACAACGAGACCACACAGACCCAUCAGGUCCUGGACCACCACGAGACCACACAGACCCAUCAGGUCCCGGACCACAACGAGACCACACAGACCCAACAGAUCCCGGACCACAACGAGACCACACAGACCCAUCAGGUCCCGGACCACCACGAGACCACACAGACCCAUCAGGUCCUGGACCACCACGAGACCACACAGACCCAACAGAUCCCGGACCACCACGAGACCACACAGACCCAUCAGGUCCUGGACCACCACGAGACCACACAGACCCAUCAGGUCCUGGACCACCACGAGACCACACAGACCCAACAGAUCCUGGACCACCACGAGACCACACAGACCCAUCAGGUCCUGGACCACCACGGUCACCGCCUCUCGGGUGUUCAUAUGUGUUCAAUAAACCAGUCUGUACCACAAAUGGAAACAAAAUACAAGUAUAUUGAAUUUAAAUGCCAAUAA